This is a messenger RNA of Nomia melanderi (Alkali bee), 3154 nucleotides long. It is a transcript of the gene wds, whose product is annotated as WD repeat-containing protein wds. Gene Ontology annotation, cellular component: Set1C/COMPASS complex. Gene Ontology annotation, molecular function: histone binding. NCBI's taxonomy places the organism in Eukaryota, Metazoa, Arthropoda, Insecta, Hymenoptera, Halictidae. The record is from RefSeq and is a predicted model, not a curated record.
UACAUAUAUGCGCACAAAGGAGUUUUAUUUCUACUGUGUAGAGAGCAUAAAGAUGAACAUUGCGAUUUAGUUUUGUAACGAAAAUUGAUGUGUACGUAAAUGUUGAUUAAAAAAGAAUAAACAAACACGUAAAACGAAUGUUGGAUUAAACGAAAUGAAAAUUGUCGUUAAGUAGAACGCAUCGCGAACCAAAGAUUUAAUGUUUUUUGUUUCACUUUUCUUCUGCACGAGAGAUGGCGCUAAUUGUAGUUGUUUCUCGAAUGUCACGAAGGUAGCGGUUUUAUUAUUUUCCAUUUCAUAUGUAUAGAAAAUACAUACAUAUCGAGGUACUGUAAAUAAUUCAAAGUUAGUACUGACAAGAAUACUAUUUCAUUGAUACAAAAGACAAUGAUACCAGACAAAAACGACAAUUAAGAGCUGCUCUUGUUUCGAAGAAACAACGAACGAGUCAGGGUUUGAACCUGUUCGAAUGAUAAUUUCGUGAUUCGACGCUCGGAUGCUGUCCGAGAUACACAUUUGAAACGAAUACAUUUGUUUCUAACGCGGGGAGUGUAACACACUUAUUUUUGAACUUUCAUACGAGGUUCGAAUGGCAAAAGCAUCGAGAAUCGUGAGAGUUUUCUCGUGUGAUUUAUCGUAGUUUUCGUUCAUAUGUACGCGCCGUUUUCUAUUCCAUAAAUUGUUGAUACAUCGAUAAGGACUAAUUCGAAAAUGGUACCUCUCGGACCAUCGCCAGGACAUCAAACAUCCGUCAAUAAUGCGGCAGCUGCUCCUUCCAGUGGAACCAAGAGCAGUUCGACGCUGAAACCAAAUUAUACUCUAAAGUACACCUUGGCAGGUCAUACUAAAGCAGUUUCUUCCGUGAAAUUUAGUCCCAAUGGAGAAUGGCUUGCAAGUUCUUCUGCAGAUAAACUGAUAAAGAUAUGGGGAUCGUACGACGGGAAGUUUGAAAAAACUAUAUCUGGUCAUAAACUAGGUAUCUCGGACGUAGCCUGGUCCAGUGACAGUAGACUAUUAGUAUCCGCAUCUGACGAUAAAACAUUGAAGAUUUGGGAAUUAAGUUCUGCCAAGUGUUUGAAGACUUUAAAAGGUCACAGUAAUUACGUUUUUUGUUGUAAUUUCAAUCCACAAUCAAAUCUUAUAGUAUCCGGUUCUUUUGAUGAAAGCGUUCGAAUAUGGGAUGUAAGGACCGGAAAAUGUUUGAAGACGUUACCUGCUCAUUCGGAUCCUGUAAGCGCAGUGCACUUUAAUAGAGAUGGAUCGCUGAUAGUAUCUAGCAGUUACGAUGGAUUGUGUCGGAUUUGGGAUACAGCGUCCGGUCAAUGUUUAAAAACUUUAAUAGACGAUGAUAAUCCGCCAGUGUCCUUUGUAAAGUUUUCACCAAAUGGAAAAUAUAUCUUAGCGGCCACGCUAGAUAAUACAUUAAAACUUUGGGACUAUAGUAAAGGAAAGUGUCUGAAAACUUAUACCGGACAUAAAAACGAGAAAUAUUGUAUAUUCGCAAAUUUUUCUGUAACAGGGGGAAAGUGGAUUGUUUCUGGUUCUGAAGACAAUAUGGUAUAUAUUUGGAAUUUACAGACCAAAGAAAUAGUUCAAAAAUUGCAAGGUCACACAGAUGUUGUGCUCUGCACGACCUGUCAUCCUACGGAUAACAUUAUAGCCUCAGCCGCUCUCGAAAGUGAUAAAACGAUUAAAUUAUGGAAGAGUGAUACGUAAAAGAGAAACAGGUUACUUGCCAGGUCCAAGAAAUUUCUCUAAAUUGCGUUCAUGUACGUUAAAGAGACAUUCUUUUUUUAGUCUUGUACGUUUUCGCAAUUUUCGUUUGUAGAAUCAUUCAGAAUUUCGUCAGUUGAGAUUCGUCUUCCGUGCAACACGAAAAUUGGUGUACCAAUCUUUAAUAACGCAGCUCGCAACACGGAAAACGUAUAUUCAAAAAUAUACGAGCGUCAAUCUACUGUGAGAGUCCGUUAAGAGACGAAUAGAUUUAAGGUAUUAGACAAUAGUCAAGCUUGAAUUAACGAUUAAGAAAAAGUAAUUGGACGCGAACAUAAACUAUCGUUAGUAGAACUAUACGUAAAUGAACGAUUGUUACUCAUCGUUUCGAUAUUUAUUGUAUAAAUAAUCAUCGCUCCAUUUUUACAACUUUGUCACUUGCAAAAUUCGGAUAUGCAUUUUGUCCUCUAUAGUUGGAAACACACGUGUGAACACAAUACGUACACACACCAUUCAUUCGUUCAUUCUCUCUCUCUCUCUCUCUCUCUCUCUCUCUCUCGCUCGCCCUUCUUCCUGCCCUGUGUUUGCCUUUCCUUUAGGUGUUUCUAUCUGUCUUUCUUUUUCUCUCUCUCUCUCUCUCUUGUCAGUUCAUAGAGACGGGCGUGCAUGACACUCACAAAUUGAAAAUACCCAGAGAGAUAUCUCAAAGUUUUACAAAUACCGUGUAUAAUAUUUCAAGUUAUGUGAAAGAAGAAAAAGGACGGAAAGCUAAUCAAAACGAUGCUUGUAUCGAAACGUUUAUGUGAAUAAAUCGGGAAUAAACAUAUAUUUUCGUACCUGAAAAUAGCAUGUUUUUUCUUGCACUCGAUAUCCCUUUUUUUUCUUUUUUUCCCGUUUUUUUUCUACAAACAAGAAUGACACGAUUCGUUUAAUUCGUUUAAUUUGUUUUCAUUCGGGAGCCAACAGUUUCGUAUCAAAAUUACAACUGCAAAUGAAUAUUUGAUAUUUUAUUAAAGCACAGACUUGUUUUUCCAACGUACAAUUACAGAGCUGAGUAACACAACACGCGCGAUAAUACAGUAAAUGGAUUUCUCUUCUACAGAAAGCAAGUUAACUCGCAAUUUACAAAGCGAGAAUAUUAACUGCAUUUUCCUUUAGCCGAUAGUAGUCGAGACUCGACGAAGGAGUUGAGAGGGCAGACGAACGCGAUGAUAAUGUUUACGAAGCCGAAACAAACGAAAGAAUAACAAAAAGAAAAAAAAAGAACAAACAAACAGAGAAAAACCGGACAUUUUGAGGACAAGUGUUAUUACAUUUAUGUAAAAGAACCAUCUUUUUCUUUCAAUUUAAUUAAAUUCACCUAUUCGUAUUAUUUCAUGGGUUAUUCGCUAACCGAGACUUUGUAGAAUGUCACUUAUGUAGGUAGAAGGAUUCAUUAUUU